CCUGAGAUGAGGCUGCUGGUUUAAAACAAACACAAGGCUUCCUAUAUAAGGACCAGCCAGCCACCAGGCGUCACCUCCACCAGGAAUCCCAGGCCCAUCUGUCCCAACCCAGCUGAGGCCAUGCCUUCCCCGGGGACCAUCUGCAGCCUGCUGCUCCUCAGUGUGCUCUGGGUGGACUUGGCCAUGGCAGGCUCCAGCUUCCUGAGCCCUGAACACCAGAAAGCUCAGCAGAGAAAGGAGUCCAAGAAGCCAGCGGCCAAACUGCAGCCCCGAGAGCGAGAGCUCGAAGGCUGGCUCCGCCCAGAAGAUGGAAAUCGGGAGGAAGGGGCAGAGGAUGAGCUGGAAAUUCGGUUCAACGCCCCCUUUGAUGUUGGAAUCAAGCUGUCAGGGGCUCAGUCCCACUGGCAUGGCCAGGCCCUGGGGAAGUUUCUUCAGGACAUGUUUUGGGAAGAAGCCAAUGAGGUCCCAGCAGACAAGUGACCAUCCACAGGACGGGCCCACCUCUUUGUUUUCCUACUACCCUUAGAAGUGCUCACCGUGGCUUUCAGAUUGCUUCUACAACUCCCAGCUCUGAGUGGUACUAGCUUAGGAGCUGAAUAAAUAUUCAAAAUGUGUGCUAAAUGUUCAUAAUGAGAAUUAUUUCACCAAAGAGGAAAA
Molecule: messenger RNA, 657 nt
Organism: Myotis daubentonii (Daubenton's bat)
Lineage: Eukaryota; Metazoa; Chordata; Mammalia; Chiroptera; Vespertilionidae
Gene: GHRL
Product: ghrelin and obestatin prepropeptide
Biological process (GO): negative regulation of inflammatory response; regulation of response to food; gastric acid secretion
Cellular component (GO): extracellular region
Molecular function (GO): growth hormone-releasing hormone activity; ghrelin receptor binding
Source: RefSeq, a predicted model, not a curated record